AUAUAUAUGGCAGCUCUUUUAUCAAGGAGGCAGGAAGGGCAAAAAGCUAGCUGAGUUCCAUCCACUGCUAGAUUCUUUAUGAAAUUAAAGGAGGGAAGCUUCAUCAGAGUGGCUCCGAUUUAAAUGAAGAUUCUCCCCUCACCUACAGCUCGAUGAAUUAGGGGCACAGUUGAUAAUAGACUAUUUACGGGAAUAAAAUAUAAGGAAAGAGAUUUAACAGUACAGCUCUUUGGGUUAAAUAGUACAGCUGUGGGGAAAAAGCUGCUUUGCUUUUCCUCAUAGGUCAUCCGAAUCAAUGACCAGUAGGAAUUUGUUGGAUUUUGUUGUCACGUGUCAUAACAAGAUUUUUUAGUGACAACAUAUUAGUCGGGUGGAAAGAAAACUCAAUCAUAGAUGCGACUGUUUUCAUUUUGUUUUGUUGUUUGCUUUUUCUAUGGCAUUUGGAACUGUUUCUUAUUUUUAUGUCUUGAGGAAAACAAUGUGUUUAGCUGUUAUUUACCAAAAACACAUGUGAGGUUUAGCGUGUACCCACACGUUAGAGUUUUGUUUUGCUAUUAUGAUUCACUGUCUGGCUAAUGCACGCCAUAAUUAUCCAUAUUUGUACACAUAUCAUGGCCUUUUGUAAUCAAAGACGACACUACUGAUGGCAGGAGCUCUCAACUGGGGUGUGGUCAAGGGAAUUUUUUCACAACCCUUGCCAGUUAGAUAAACAGUCUGGCCUUUGAAGUCUGGAGUGGCCACUCGAAAUACGUUGAUUCCCAAAUCUUGCCUUUUUUUUUUUUUUUUUUUUUGUCUCCUGGCAACAUAACCUACUUCUACUUUGGCCACCACCUCCCCAUCCAAAAAAGUCUUGCUGGUGUUUUAAAGUUGAAAACAACAAAUGGGAAAGUUGCCUCCGCUUGAGGAUCCAGUACUACGGAAGCUGUCCUUCCGGCCUUCUGUUUCUGCAGACAGAUAAUAACAAUUCUGCGCACGAAUGUAGCAGUAAAGAGAACCCUUCUCUUGGCAGAUUGGUGAGCAUGCUUCUUGAGUUAUGGAAAUAGCACUCCAGGAGUUCUCUGGGCCCGAUGUCAAUUUCAUUAAGCCUUUUUAACAGUUUAGCAAAGACAACUCGGGGGCAGCUCGGGGUAUGGAGGAAGGAAACUGGAAACAAGCUAAGGCAAAAGAUUGGUGCUGUGAAUGCCUGCGGGAACAGCAGAAACCUCCAGUCUUUUCCUCUGAAAUCCGACACUGAGCUAGCCAGUGGUCUCUGUGGGCUUCUCCUGUAGAAAAUCACAGAAUAACCAGGCACUUGGCCGGGUUCCCAAUUCACAGUGGUCAGCUUCUCUGGUCCUUGUCCUUUGCCUCUCCAAUCCUCUCUCCCACUUUGAGGCAACCUGAAAGAGAUCUAGGUAUGGUUUGAAUUUUAGUCAGUCAUCUUAGGUUAUACUUUAAAGUAUAUACAAAGGGCACCUUCGGCUUUCUCAGCCUCAGCACUAUUGACCUGUUGGGCUGGAAAAUUCUUUGUUGCGGGGGACUGGCCUGUGCAAUAUAGGAUGUGUAGCAGCGUCCUUGGCUUCUACCUGCUGGAUGCCAGUAAACCACCCACCCGUCCCAGUGUGGCAAUAAAAAAUGUCCCCAGACAUUGCUAAAUGUCCCCUCGGGGCCAAAUCAUUCCCAGCUGAGAACCACCCAGUUAUAGGAAAGAAAACUCACAUUUAUCUCGCAUCUCUGAUCUGCCAGAUGGGUACUAGAUGUUUUGUGUAGUCCUGACAGUUCUCUUGUGAAGUUUUCUCCCCUUUUCAUAGAUUAGGAACCUGAGGGAUGGCAAGGACAAGUGUUGCUAUCUGUUUUGUUUUGUUCUGGGAUUUUUAUUUUCUAAUACUUAACAAGCAAAAUGUGUUAUCCAGGGAAAUUAUUUUAUACCCAGAAAAGACAGAAAAUAUUAUUUUUAAUAUUUCAUUCUACACUCUGUCUUUUAGACAUUCCCUAAAUUAUAAACACUUAACUUGAAAACUUGCCAAAUGUAUGAAGAGCCAAAAAAUCACCACCUGGGUGCCCUUGCUCUUUCUUUCAACCCCCAGUUGUUUUUUGCUUACCUGAAACCAACAUCAGUGAUUGGCAUUUUUCCAUUGUAAGUAUCUUUUGGUGGCAUUAUAUAUUAAUAUGGGCUAGACUUGGGAGGCUAACAAUCAAACAUGUCAUUGUCCGAAGCAUUUUAAAUUGAAAACUCAUGUCCAAGUUUACUUUUUCAAACUAUUCAGAACACUUACCUGAAAUAAAGGUACGAUGAAUUUGUGUCACAGGUUUUUAAAUUCAUCACGGAAACUGACAGGAUGGUAAAACCAGUGUAAAAGAUUAUGGAAGCGACCUAAGUAUUUACAGUCGCUGAAAGGAAGAUAGGGGGCUAAGAUUGUUAAAUUAGAUACAGAACUGGUUACCUCUCUACAGGGCAAUAAAACAAUCAUUUUGAGGGUUAUCUUUUCUACAAAAUGGAAAUCAUUAGCAUUUUUACUAGACAAAUUUGUUUCUGCUGGUCAAAUUCAUUGGCGUUUUUAAUAGCUUUCUAAAAGUUAAUAGCUACCCUCACAAAUAUAUAAAAUAUUCUAAUCCAAAGUAAAUAGUGCGUUAAACAAAGGUUUCUAAUUUCCCUAGAAAAUUAGAUAAUCCUUGAUUGCCUGUUACACACCUAAAACUUUUGGGGGGUCAAAAAAUAAUAUAAGCCCAUUGUAAAAAGUUUGAAAAAUACUAAAUUUUUUAGGAGAGGAAAAGAAUCUACCCUCAAACCACUACCCAGAUGCAACCACUAUAAAUAGACUUCAUGUUCCUUACAAGUUUUUCUCUAAAUAUUUGUAACAGUGGAGUCAUUAUUAUGAAAAAAAAAUUGGUAGGCUACUUUUUUUCUUUUACUUAUUCUCAUAUAUCAUAUUUUUUGUUAUAUAAUGAAAGUGUCCUAUAAAUAUUUUAAUGUCUGUAUAAUGGUUUGACAUUUUUGUACCAUCCUUUUUGCUAUUUUUUCUAAUUAUAAAAUUAUUUCUUUAUUAUGAAUAAAUAACGCACUUAGGAAUUUUUCAGACUUACAAAAAAUACAUAGAAAAUAACAGAAUGGCCAAUAGUGGAGGUACAACCUCAUUAAAAAAAAUCAAAUCAAAUCAAAUUAAAUUAAAAAAGGGGCACCUGAGUGGCUCAGUCGGUUGAGCGUCCAACUUCAGCUCAGGUCAUGAUCUCACACUCCGUGAGUUCGAGCCCCACAUCAGGCUCUGUGCUGACAGCUCAGAGCCUGGAGCUUGCUUCAGAUUCUGUGUCUCCCUCUGUCUCUGCCCCUCCCCCACUCAUGCUCUAUCUCUAAAAAAUAAACAAACAUUUUUUUAAAAAUUAAAAAAAAAAAGUAGAAUAUAGAGGCACCUGGGUGGCUCAGUUGGUUGAGCGUCUGACUUCUGCUCAGGUGAUGAUCUCAUAGUUUGUGAGUUCGAGCCCCACAUCAGGCUCCAUGCUGAUUUUAAAAUGCAAAACGUAUUCUUAACUUGCAGGUUAUGCGAAAUGGGUAGCUGGCUGGAUUUGGCCCUCAGGCCGUAGUUUGCCCAUGUAUGCCCUGCUUGAUCCCCCGCCAAGACCUGGUGUGUUUCAGAUAUCUUAAAUGUUUCUACUCCAGUGGGUGUGAAAUGGUGAAUUGUGAUUUUCAUUUGUAUUCUUGACUCGUAGUGAAGUCAAGCAUUUUUUCAUGUGUGUUGGCCACUAGGAUUUUCUCUUCUGUGGUUUAUUUAUUGAUUUUUCUUUUCCUUUUUCUUUUAUAUUGUGGGUCUUCCGUUUAUGGGCUUUGAGGAGUUCUUUCUCUCCUCUGGAUGGUAAUCCUUUGUUACAUGCUUUGCCGACAUGGUCUUAGGGUGUUGUGGUUAUUGUUCCAUUCUUUAAACUUGUCUUUUGAUGAAAGGCGUUUUCAAUUUAAAUAAAAUUAAAUUUAUCCCAGUGAGAUUUGGCUGUGUGGAAAAAAAAAAUGUAAUUCUCUUGUACAUGGGGAAUGUGAAAGGUGACCACAAAAGAAAGAUCUCACUUUUCUUGUAUGCGAAAGAGGAAAUAUUUCUUCACUGGAUGUGAGUAAAAGAAUGUUCUCACUUUUGGUCCAAACAGUUUUCAGUCUAGUAGUUUUCUUGAAUGCCAACAGCCCGUCCAGUUGUGCAAUCUGUUGUUCUAUAGUAAAGAAAGUAUCCUAGUGCCGCCCGUGGGCAUGCAUUUGACAUUGAUGAAAUGCUACUUGGCUUUCACAAGUUUGCAGGCUUUGCUCUUGCAAGCCAGCUGACGUAACUGGAAGUAGAAAAGGACCCUCCCCCUGGCGUUGGUUAAUUGACUUUGAUGAGCUUGUCUGCGGUGCCUAAGUGGUUCCAGAACAGAGAGAACUGUUCUAAUCUGAAGAACUUGAGAAAGUCACACUGGCUGGCCAAGGCCGCACACCUCCAGCCAGCAGGGAAAAGGAGAGCAGUGGAUAUGCUGGUCAGCAAAGCAAGACUUGGCUGCCUUGAGCUUUUUUCCUGAGUUCUUGCCCCGGUGAAGCACAUUCUUGCUCUCUGGAGAGCCGGGCCCACUCAGAACUGGGCUGGCAUGCUUGACCGACGCCUCAUGUCGCCUCAGACCAAGCACAUCAUUCCUGGGGGUUCGGCAGACUCCUACACCAGCCGUCCGUCCGACUCAGAUGUUUCUUUGGAGGAAGAUCGGGAGGCGGUACGCAGGGAAGCAGAGCGACAGGCCCAGGCCCAGCUGGAAAAAGCAAAGACAAAGCCCGUUGCAUUUGCUGUUCGGACAAAUGUCAGCUAUAGUGCAGCCCACGAAGAUGAUGUUCCAGUGCCAGGCAUGGCCAUCUCCUUCGAAGCAAAAGAUUUUCUGCAUGUUAAGGAAAAAUUUAACAAUGACUGGUGGAUAGGGCGAUUGGUUAAAGAAGGCUGUGAAAUCGGAUUCAUUCCAAGCCCAGUCAAACUAGAAAAUAUGAGACUACAGCAUGAACAGAGAGCCAAGCAAGGGAAAUUCUACUCCAGUAAAUCAGGAGGAAAUUCAUCAUCCAGUUUGGGUGACAUAGUACCUAGUUCCAGAAAAUCUACACCUCCAUCGUCCGCUAUAGACAUAGAUGCUACUGGCUUAGAUGCAGAAGAAAAUGAUAUUCCAGCAAACCACCGCUCCCCCAAACCCAGUGCAAACAGUGUAACGUCACCCCACUCCAAAGAGAAAAGAAUGCCCUUCUUUAAGAAGACAGAGCACACUCCUCCUUAUGACGUGGUACCUUCUAUGCGACCCGUGGUCUUGGUGGGCCCAUCUCUGAAGGGCUAUGAGGUCACAGAUAUGAUGCAAAAAGCAUUGUUUGAUUUUUUAAAACACAGAUUUGAAGGGCGGAUAUCCAUCACAAGGGUCACGGCUGACAUCUCGCUCGCCAAGCGCUCAGUGUUAAACAAUCCCAGCAAGCAUGCAAUAAUAGAAAGAUCUAACACAAGGUCAAGCUUAGCGGAAGUUCAGAGUGAAAUCGAAAGGAUUUUUGAACUUGCAAGAACAUUGCAACUGGUAGUCCUUGACGCAGAUACUAUUAAUCAUCCAGCUCAACUUAGUAAAACUUCCUUGGCCCCCAUUAUAGUAUACGUAAAGAUUUCUUCUCCUAAGGUUUUACAAAGGUUAAUAAAAUCUCGAGGGAAAUCUCAAGCCAAACACCUCAAUGUCCAGAUGGUAGCAGCAGACAAACUGGCUCAGUGUCCUCCGGAGCUGUUUGACGUGAUCCUGGACGAGAACCAGCUGGAGGAUGCUUGUGAGCACCUUGCCGACUAUCUGGAGGCCUACUGGAAGGCCACCCACCCCCCCAGCAGCCAUCUCCCCAACCCUCUCCUUAGCCGGACUUUAGCUACUUCGACUCUGCCUACUAGCCCCACUCAAGCCUCUAAUUCACAGGGUUCUCAAGGAGAUCCGAGGACUGCGCGCUCUGCUCCUGCCCGUUCCGCCUCCCAAGCUGAAGAAGAGCCCUGCCUGGAACCCGUCAAGAAACCCCACCACCGUUCUUCGUCCUCCGCCCAGCACCACAGCCAUCGUGGUGGCACGAGUCGAGGCCUCUCCAGGCAGGAGACGUUUGACUCGGAAACCCAGGAGAGUCGAGACUCUGCCUACGUGGAGCCGAAGGAAGACUACCCCCCCGAACACGGGGACCACUACGCCCCACACCGCGACCACAACCACAGAGAGGAGCCCCACGGGAGCAGCGAGCACAGACACAGGGAAGCCCGACACCGUGCCAGGGACCUGGAUCGAGAGCAGGACCACGGCGAGUGCAACAAACAGCGCGGCCGGCAUAAAUCCAAGGAUCGCUACUGUGACAAGGAUGGAGAAGGCAUAGCCCGGAAACGGAACGAGGCUGGGGAGUGGAGCAGGGAUGUUUACAUCCGCCAGUGACUUCUGCCCUCUUGUGUGUUUGUUCUUUUUUUUUUUUUUUUUAAAGUCUUGUAUGACACCAUCCUCAGACUAAAUCUCUGGGGUCUACAUUGCA
Panthera uncia (snow leopard) is the source of this 6490-nucleotide messenger RNA. RefSeq names its product calcium voltage-gated channel auxiliary subunit beta 2 (gene CACNB2). NCBI's taxonomy places the organism in Eukaryota, Metazoa, Chordata, Mammalia, Carnivora, Felidae. The coding region runs from base 4576 to 6396 and encodes 606 amino acids. The transcript has 13 exons. The record is from RefSeq and is a predicted model, not a curated record. Gene Ontology annotation, biological process: calcium ion transmembrane transport; neuromuscular junction development; regulation of voltage-gated calcium channel activity. Gene Ontology annotation, molecular function: high voltage-gated calcium channel activity; protein binding. Gene Ontology annotation, cellular component: voltage-gated calcium channel complex.